CACGUGAUUCUCUUGCAUGUUGGAUGCCCGAUUGCAUUGGGUUUAAUCUUAUUGAGGCAAUUUUAUGCCAUAUAUGCCGAAAGGAAAGAUCAGGUGCUGUGCUAGUAUUUAUGACUGGUUGGGAAGAUAUCAGUUCUUUGAGGGAUCAACUUAAAGCUCAUCCCCUUUUGGGGGAUCCUAACAGGGUUUUGCUUCUAACAUGCCAUGGAUCUAUGGCAACAUCUGAACAGAAGCUAAUAUUCAACAAACCACCCCCUAAUAUACUAAAUUGUUCUUGCUACAAAUAUGGCUGAGGCAAGCAUUACAAUCAAUGAUGUAGUUUUUGUGGUAGAUUGUGGAAAAGCAAAAGAAACCACAUAUGAUGCUCUGAAUAAUACACCAUGUUUGCUGCCUUCAUGGAUAUCUCAAGCAUCAGCACGGCAAAGAAGGGUAGAGCUGGUCGUGUGCAGCCAGGCGUAUGCUACCACCUGUAUCCCAGUUGUGUUUAUGAAUCGUUCUCUGAGUAUCAACUUCCCGAACUUUUGAGAACUCCUUUGAAUUCUCUCUGCUUGCAAAUAAAAAGUUUGCAGGUUGAAAGCAUUGGAGAAUUCUUGUCAGCAGCAUUGCAAGCACCAGAACCAUUGGCCGAAGGUUUUGGCAAUACUUCCUGUAGAUCCCAAGCUAGGGAAAUGCUAAUCAUGGGUGCCAUCUUCCGUUGCUUUGAUCCUGUAUUAACGAUAGUGUCUGGACUUAGUGUCAGGGAUCCUUUUCUGUUGCCUCAAGACAAGAAGGAUUUAGCUGGGACAGCAAAGUCCAGAUUUUCUGCAAAAGACUACAGUGAUCACAUGGCUCUUGUCCGUGCGUAUGAAGGCUGGAAGGAUGCAGAAAGAGAAGGAUCAGCAUAUGAGUAUUGUUGGAGAAACUUCCUGUCUGCACAAACUCUUCAGGCUAUUCAUUCUCUUAGGAAACAGUUUGGUUUCAUUCUAAGAGAAGCUGGCUUGGUAGAUGCAGAUGCAGCUUUGAACAAUAAAUUAAGUCAUAAUCAGUCUCUAGUUCGUGCUGUCAUAUGCUCUGGACUCUUUCCUGGAAUAUCAUCUGUUGUGCACAGGGAGACAUCAAUGUCUUUUAAAACAAUGGACGAUGGCCAGUUUUAUUAUACGCGAAUUCUGUAAAUUCACGGUACCAGACAAUUCCUUACCCAUGGCUGGUCUUUGGUGAAAAAGUAAGGUCAAUACAGUUUUCAUACGUGACUCCACUGGUGUAUCUGAUUCUAUACUGAUUCUCUUUGGCGGUGCUCUAAGCCGUGGGGCACAGGCUGGGCAUUUGAAAAUGUUGCAAGGAUAUAUUGAUUUCUUCAUGGAUUCUAGCUUGGCAGACUGCUAUUUGAAGCUCAAAGAGGAACUUGAUAGACUUAUUCAGAAGAAGCUUCAAGAUCCUAGCAUUGAUAUUCACUGGGAAGGGAAGUACCUUAUGCUUGCUGUUCAAGAACUAGUGUCUGGAGAUCUAUGUGAAGGGAGGUUUGUUUUUGGCCGCACAAGCAGGAAACCAAAGGAUUCCACUGA
Messenger RNA from Hibiscus syriacus, 1541 nucleotides. Its product is annotated as DExH-box ATP-dependent RNA helicase DExH3-like. Gene Ontology annotation, molecular function: RNA binding. The coding region runs from base 381 to 1151 and encodes 256 amino acids. The record is from RefSeq and is a predicted model, not a curated record. Gene Ontology annotation, cellular component: intracellular anatomical structure; nucleus. NCBI's taxonomy places the organism in Eukaryota, Viridiplantae, Streptophyta, Magnoliopsida, Malvales, Malvaceae. The transcript is spliced from 9 exons.